UACUGCAACUUGCAACAAUCUGCGCUACAUAGAUCAGUUACAUUAUACUUCGUCCGACAGUCUCGUCGAGAUGACGGAACAAGUGACACUUGAAAAAGCUAUCGGCAUCGUUCGGCUGAGCAUAGCUCUAACGUUCUGUUGGCCGCUUCCUCCGCACAGCAGCAGAAAAAAACUGUUCGUUUACAAAACUGCACAAUUAUUCGCGACAAUCAGCAUUAUCUCUCUGCUUCUGCCACUGUUGUUCGCGAUGUACAUACAAUCGGACAAUUUCGAAAUGAUUUCGCUGGGUCUCAGCCAAGUAAUAUUAACGACGCAAGGUAUCAUUCAGACAAUUAUAUGUUCCAACAAUCACGACACACUGCAAUGCAUAGUCGAAGAAAUGUACGUUUGCGUGAAAGAGGUGCAGCAAUACGAAAGAGAGAUUUUCAACACAUACCUAGAGAGAUGCAAUAUCAUUUACGCAAGUUACAUAAUCGGCGCUUACAUGACGGCGUCCAUUUAUUUGUGGGGACCUAUAUUAUUUUCAGUGGUCAACAUAGUGCACACUGAAUAUCCAUUCGAUACUAAUCGCACAGUGAUAAGUGUUAUGGUCAAAGCGCAUCAAAUCGUCGCGUUCUAUCAAUGCAGCUCGCACGUGUGUCUGUGCGUGUUCGGAGGGCUUUUAAUUUGGUUCACGGCCGCUAGAUACGAGUGUCUAGUCGUGGAAAUGCAGAAGAACACGAACAUUCGUACGCUGACCAUGUGCAUUCGGAAACAAUUGCGUCUGAAAAGAUACGCGGAAGAUGUACUUGCAUGUUUUCGUUACAUGGUACUCUUUGUUAUAAUAAUCACUACGUUUCUUAUGACUCUAUGUGCUGCCAUGAUGGUUAUGAAUACACCAAUAAUGGUGAAAAUCAUGUACAUACUCCUCAGUAUGUACUAUCUUAUGUACCUUUUCAUGUACGUGUGGCCAGCUGAUAAUAUGAAGGACAUGAGUUUAAGCCUUCCAACCAGCAUGUACAGUCUAACGUGGUAUGAACAAACGAUACGAAUGCAAAAGGACAUGCUGAAUGUGUUGACGUAUCAAAAACCAGUGACUCUUUCUAUCAAAUGUGUGAUGCCAGAACUAUCCUUACGCUAUUAUUGCACGAUGCCGGAACAAGUGACACUGGAGAAAGCUAUCGACAUCGUUCGGCUGAGCGUAGCUCCAUCGUCCUGUUGGCCGCUUCCUCCGCACAGCAGAAGGAAAAAACUGUUCGUAUACAAAACUGCACAAUUAUUCGCGACAAUCAGCAUUAUCUCUCUGCUCCUGCCACUGUUAUACGCCAUGUACGUACGAUCCGACGAUAUGGAAACCAUCUUGCUGUGUCUCAGCCAGGUGAUAUUAACGACACAAGGUAUCAUUCAGACAGUUAUAUGUUUCACCAAGCAUGACACUCUGCAACGCAUAGUCGCGGAAAUGUACGAUUGCGUGAAAGAGGCGCAGCAACACGAAAGAGAGAUUUUCAACACAUACCUAGCGAGAUGCAAUGUCAUUUACGCAAGUUACAUAAUUGGCGCCUACAUGGCGGCGACCAUUUAUUUGUGGGGACCUAUAUUAUUUUCAGUGGUCAACAUAAUACACACGGAAUAUCCAUUCGAUACUAAUCACACAGUGAUAAGUGUUAUGGUCAAAGCGCAUCAAAUCGUCGCGGUCUAUCAAUGCAGCUCGAACGUGUGUCUGUGCGUGUUCGGAGGGCUUUUAAUUUGGUUCACGGCCGCAAGAUACGAGUGUCUAGUCGUGGAAAUGCAGAAGAAUACGAACAUUCGUACGCUGACCAUGUGCAUUCGGAAACAAUUGCAUCUGAAAAGAUACGCGGAAGAUGUACUUGCAUGUUUUCGUUACAUGAUACUCUUUGUUAUAAUAAUCACCACAUUUCUCAUGACUCUAUGUGCUGUCAUGGUGGUCAUGAAUACACCAAUAAUGAUGAAAAUCAUGUACAUACUCCACAGUAUGUACUAUCUUAUGUACCUUUUUAUGUACGCGUGGCCAGCUGAUAAUAUGAAGGACAUGAGUUUAAGUCUUCCAACGAGCAUGUACAAUUUAGCGUGGUAUGAAAAAACGAUACGAAUGCAAAAGGACAUGCUGAAUGUGUUGACGUAUCAAAAACCAGUGACUCUUUCUAUCAAAUGUGUGAUGCCAGAACUUUCCUUACGCUAUUAUUGCACGUCUUAUCGAGAUCAUGCCGGAACAAGUGACACUGGAAAAAGCUAUCGGCAUCGUUCGGCUGAGCUUAGCUCUAUCGUUUUGUUGGCCGCUCCCUCCGUACAGCAGCAGAAGAAAACUACUCUUUUACAAAAUUACGCAACUUUUCGCGACAAUCAGCAUUACCUCUCUGCUCCUGCCACUGUUAUACGCCAUGUAUAUACGAUCGGACGAUAUCGAAAUAAUUUCGCUGUGUCUCAGCCAGGUGAUAUUAACGACGCAAGGUAUCAUUCAGACAAUUAUAUGUUCCAACAAGCACGACACUCUGCAACGCAUAGUCGAGGAAAUGUAUAUUUUCGUGAAAGAGGUGCAGCAACACGAAAGAAAUAUUUUCAACACGUACCUAGCGAGGUGUAAUGUUAUUUACGCCAGUUACAUAAUCGGCGCUUACGUGAUGGCGUCCAUUUAUUUGCUGGGGCCUACGUUGUUUCCAAUGGUCAACAUAAUACACGCGGAAUAUCCGUUCGACACUAAUCGCACGUCAAUAAGUAUAAUGGUACGCGUGCAUCAAAUCGUCGCGUGCUAUCAAUGCUGCUCGCACGUGUGUCUGUGCGUGUUCGGGGGGCUUUUAAUUUGGUUCACAGCCGCAAGAUACGAGUGUCUAGCCGUUGAAAUACAGAUGAACACGAAUGUUCUCUCCGAAAUAUUGGCAAAAAUCAGUGAAACAGUGGACCUAAUAAUACAUUCACAUUCACACACUCCAAGCGACUGUAUUUUGCUGCAGAUACGCGGAAGAUGUUUUUACUUGUUUUCGUUACAUGGUGCUCUUUGUUAUAAUAAUAUCCACGUUUCUCAUGACUCUAUGCGCCGUCAUGGUGGUCAUGUAAUCCUGAAAAUGAUGUACACAGUCAACAGUGUGUACUAUCUCAUGUAUCUUCUCAUGUACGCGUGGCCAGCUGACAACAUGAAAGAUAUGGUAGAUCGUUUCUAUAGAAAUAGUUUAAGCCUUCCGACGACUGUGUACGAGUUAAUGUGGUACAAACAAACACUGGGAAUGCAAAAGAACUUAUUGAACGUGAUGACGUAUCAGAAACCAGUGACACUUUCUAUCAAGUGUGUGGUACCAGAACUCUCUCUGCACUAUUACUGCACGUUCGACGACAGUCUCAUCGAGAUCAUGCUGAAACAAGUGACACUGGAAAAAACUAUCGACAUUGUCCGACUGAGCAUAGCUCUAUCGUUCUGUUGGCCGCUUCCUCCGCACAGCAGCAGAAAAAAGCUGUUCGUUUACAAAACUGCACAAUUAUUCGCGACCAUUAGCAUUAGCUGUCUGCUUCUGCCACUAUUAUACGCCAUGUACAUACGAUCCAACGAUAUCUCAAUCAUUUCGCUGUGCUUCACCCAAGCGAUAUUCAUGACGCAAGUUAUCGUUCAGACAGUUAUAUGUUCCAGCAAGCACGACACUCUGCAACGCAUAGUCGAGGAAAUGUACGCUUGCGUGAAAAAGAUUCAGCAAUACGAAAGAGAGAUUUUCAACACGUACCUAGCAAAAGUCAAUUUCAUUUACGCCACAUACAUAAUCAUCAUUUACGGAGGGACGUCCAUUUAUAUGCUGGGCCCUAUAGUAUUGCCAAUGGUCACCGCAGUACAAGCGGAAUAUCCGUUCGACACUAAUCGCACGUCAAUAAAUAUAAUGGUACGCGUGCAUCAAAUCGUCGCGUGCUAUCAAUGCUGCUCGCACGUGUGUAUGUGCGUGUUUGGAGGAUUUCUGAUUUGGUUCACCGCAGCGAGGUUCGAGUGUUUGAUUGCAGAGCUGAAAAAUAACGCGAUUGAUCGUACGUUAUCCGCAUGUAUUGACAAACAGUUACAGUUAAAGAGCUGCUUUAUGAAUGUGCUGCUUCCAGAUUCCAAAGUAUUGGCGAAAAUCCGUGAAACAGUGGACCUAACGAUACAUUUACAUUCACUGCACGUGCAACUUGUGUUUUCCUCCAGAUACGCGGAAGAUGUGAUUACUUGCUUUCGUUUCACGAUACUCUUUGUUGUAGCGGUAUGCUCAUUCCUCAUGACAAUGUGCGCCGUCAUAAUGGUCACGAAUGCACCGAUAACUGCGAAAAUGAUGCUCCUGCUCCUCAACAUGUGUUUCCUCAUGUAUCUCUUUAUGUAUGCAUGGCCAGCUGAUAACAUGAAAGACAUGGUACAACACGUACGUAAGAAACAAAAUGACAUCUUCUUAAGACUAAUUCGAAUUUUCCUCGUUCGACUCGCAAGUUCGACAGUCUCAUCGAGAUCAUGCCGAAACAAGUGACACUGGAAAAAGCUAUCGACAUCGUUCGGCUGAGCAUAGCUCUAACGUUCUGUUGGCCGCUUCCUCCGCACAGCAGCAGAAAAAAACUGUUCGUUUACAAAACUACACAAUUAUUCGCGACAAUCAGCAUUAUCGCUCUGCUCCUGCCACUGUUAUACGCCAUGUACGUACGAUCCGACGAUAUGGAAACCAUGUUCCUGUGUCUCAGCCAGGUGAUAUUAACGACGCAAGGUAUCAUUCAGACAGUUAUAUGUUCCAGAAAGCACAACACUCUGCAACACAUUGUCGAGGAAAUGUACGUCUGCGUGAAAGAAGUGCAACAACACGAAAGGGAGAUUUUCAACACAUACAUAGCAAAAUGCAAUGUCAUUUACGCCAGUUACAUAAUCGUCGCUUACAUGGCGACGUCCGUUUAUGUGCUGGGGCCCACAUUGUUUCCAAUGGUCAACGUAUGGACCUAACGACACGUUUACAUUCACUGCACGUGCAACGUAUUGUAUUUUCCUCCAGAUACGCGGAAGAUGUGAUUACUUGUUUUCGUUUCACGGUACUCUUUGUUGUAGCGUUAUGCUCAUUCCUCAUGACACUGUGCGCCGUCAUAAUGGUCAUGGUAAGUAAAACAUUUCAGAAGAGACCAAUAACACGUUCAACAAAC
Messenger RNA from Heterotrigona itama, 5124 nucleotides. Lineage: Eukaryota; Metazoa; Arthropoda; Insecta; Hymenoptera; Apidae. The record is from the annotation of a GenBank genome assembly.